AUGGUUACCAUCUGCCAUGAUGAGCUUGCCACCGCCGUGGCGGGCCUCCCAGGCACGCUAGACGAGCAGCUCGCAUCUACCAAGACUCAGGGCACGCUACCAGUCCUGGAUCUGCUGCGCUGCUACGGUUCCGUGCGCCAGGGGAUGCCGGAACUUGUCAAGGCUGGCCAGGUACCUGGGGUGACACAGAAGCUGGAAAAAGUUGUCGGCCAAAUACAUGGCACCUACGGGUGCCUGUCAGACCUGGUGCAGGACUCCGACAAGCCCGCCCUGAUCUUUCCCGAGAGCGGCCUUUCAGUAACUCACGCGAGCCUCAAGCGCUCGAUUCAGGACUUUCGACUCCCCAUGAGAAAAACCGGCAUCGAGAAUCCAGUUGUGGCUAUCGCCGUGCCUAAUAGCCCGUUGUUGGCGGCGACUUGUGUUAGUGUGGCGGCCCACUACGCCGCAGCUCCUAUCAACCCCGCCGUCGGCGCGGAGCAGUUCCGCGCCGAUGUAGAACAGGUCAAGGCCAGAUGCAUCAUCACCACUCCCGAGCUAGCGGAAAAGCUCAGUCUUACGGACAAAUGGAUUUCGGAGCGCAACAUCGAAAUCUUUUAUGUCGACUUUAGCCCCUCUAACACACUGGUCCUCACCCGGCCGGAUGGAACGCGGCUGCCGAACGAGAAUAUGCACUUCCAGCCAAAUAAGAGCUCCGACAUAUGUCUCCUGCUCUUCACCAGUGGAACGUCUGGAACGAAAAAGAUUGUUCCCCUAACCACUCAUCUGGUCAUAUUUGGCGCUGUAUUAGUUAUUGAUAGCUGGGGGCUAUCAUCUACCGAUAUCUGUUUGAACAUGAUGCCGCUCUUCCACAUCGGAGGACUCCUUCGAAACAUAUUUGCGCCUGUUCUGUCGGGUGGAGCGACUGUUUGCUGCUCCGCGUUUGAUCCAGGCAUGUUCUGGUCCGUAGUAAAAACGUCAUCGCCGACCUGGUACUACGCGUCUCCAACCAUGCACUCUCUUAUCCUCUCGUCCGCCCCGGAAAACCAUGGCGGCCGGUUUAGGCUUAUCUGCAAUGCCGCUGGCGGCCUGUUGCCUUCGCUGGCGCUGCAGCUGCAGGACAUGUUUAGCUGCACGGUCCUUCCUAGUUACGGCAUGACUGAAUGCAUGCCCAUCUCUACACCUCCUCUUACGUACCAACUCGACCGAACCGGAACCUCUGGAAUCGCCACAGGACCCGACCUCACGAUUCUCGAUGGAAAUGACAAGCCUCUACCGUCAAACUCCGUGGGGAGGGUUUCUGUAAGAGGGGAGCCGGUAUUCUAUGGGUACCUUCGGGAUAAUGGCGUCAUCGACAAGAGCGCCUUUACAAAGGAUGGCUGGUUUGAUACUGGCGACAUGGGCUACAUGGAUGGCGAGGGAUACCUCUACAUUACUGGCAGGAGUAAAGAGGUGAUCAACCGUGGUGGUGAAAUUAUCUCACCAUUUGAAGUGGAGAAUGCCAUUGUUGGCGCUGCGAAACAGCCCGACUCUCCCAUCUACGGGCGAGUCUCCGAAGCUCUCGCCCUGUCCGCCCAGCACGACGUGUUGCAAGAAGUCGUGGGUGUCGUCCUGGUGACGCCGCCCGGAAAGCCGAGAGUGGAUCUGAAAGGACUCCAGGAGGCCCUCAAAUCUUCUCUGCACCAGGCGAAAUGGCCCUCGGUCGUGGUCUACAUGGACGGCCUGCCGAAGCGCAACAACAAGGUGCUGCGGAUCAGGUUAGCCGAGCGCAUGUCCCUACCCACAUUUACCGACGAGACUUUGUACCGCGACCGGCAUUGGGAGGCUACGUGCCCGCCCGACGAGACCAGCCUAUCGGAGAAGAUCGAGGCCCAGAAGUGUUUGAUGGAGGAAGUUUCCGUCACCGUGGCGCUCAAGGAAUGCCUCCCACACGACACGCAACUGGACUUACACGUACACCCCAAUGCUCAGCAAGGUUGGCUCGAGGUUGUUGCAGCACCGGCCACCAACGCCGCUUCGCAGGACAUCAGCGCGAUUCGCGCCAAGGUCGAGAAGGAGUGGUUGCGCAAAGUCUCUGAAAGAAUUGACAACUAUCUCGUUCCCCACCGCAUCCACUGGUUCCCGAAACCUCUCCCGCGAGUCGCGGAGGAUCCGAUUCUCGUGGACACCCGCGAGGUGGAGAGGAUUCUCCAGGAUAUCCAAAAGAGGGACGCCGACGAGCUCCUCCACACAACCGAGGGCCGGGUCGUGGCCAAGUUCGCAGAGACGAUCCAGUGCGACGCGGCCACCAUCAAGCCGGAGCUCGACUUCUUCAGUCUGGGCGGUGACUCUCUCAAAGCGGGAAAGCUCAUCGCGGGGCUCCGCUCCGAGUUCAAUGUCGGCGUCCCCAUCAGCCUAGUUUUCAGCGAGGGCACGCCGAGGGCAAUCGCCAAGCACAUUGAUGAUUGCUGUUCCAAGGCUACGAGUGUCAUGUCGGAGAAGAAUGAGGCCCUGCCCGGCUGCGAGAAGACGUAUAGCUCCACUAGGCCGUGGCUUUUGCUCCUUCAGCUCGUCCCCAUGGUCUUGGUGUACCCCUUCCGCCGCGCCAUGCAGUGGACCUGGUUCAUGGUAGCUCUCAGCUUUACGCAGCCCUGGCCGACCCAAGACUGGAUCCUGGGUCGCUUGUUUAACCUUACUCUCUCCAUCGUCUUCGCGCAGGUCGUUACGAGAUUCAUCAUGCCCUGGGUCGGCAUCUUGGCGAAGUGGAUCAUCAUCGGUCGGUACAAGGAGGGUGUGUACCCCAUGUGGGGUCCCUAUCACACUCGAUGGUGGAUGGUGCAGAAGAUUGUCGAUGUCUCCGGCCCCGGCUGCUUCUCCUGGACAAGCUACACCAAGAUCAUCUACUAUCGCUUGAUGGGGGCCAAGAUUGGCAAGAAUGUGAGCAUGACUAAAAGGAACACGUCCAUGUAUCUGGGCAAAGUUGUCAUCGGCAAGAACUCGACCGUCGGCACUGCGUCCAUCGUUGCUCCCGGUACUGUGGUCCCCGACAACACAUGUAUCGGCGCCAACUCCUCUAGCUGGGAGCUUGCCGAUGCCUCGGAAGAGAACCGCGACCUCCUCCCCGGAUCCCGCCCCAAGGCUCACUGGCUACUGACGGUCCUAUUCACGGUCCCUCUUCAGUUCUUCUCGUGGAUUUUCACCCUCCUUCCCUGGGUUGCAGGUCUCCUGGGUCUUGUCAUCACAUCUCCGUCCGAGGCGGAGAAUGCCAUAUACGAGAUUCUUGUCUGGUUCGCCGACAAGGAACGAGUGGGCUUCCACUACCUCGCGCUUGUCCUCCGAUCCGCGCUCGGUCCCUUCAUCGCUUUUGGCUUCGCGGUCACGGUGCGAUGGAUCCUCGAUAAAUCUUUGGGCGAACUGAAGCCCGGACCGGUCAAGGGCCGCAGCCAGGUGGCCAUCUGGCGUGCCGAGCUGAUGAGGACCCUCAUGUCCAGCGGUAGACUUCACGAGAUGACGGAGAUGAUGGGACAGCACUACGAGGGUACAUCCAUUGCCGUCCGCCUUCUCGGAGGCAAGGUCGGCAAGCGCGUCUACUGGCCUGGCACCGGCCCUGCGGUAGGAGACUACCAUUUGUUCAACGUCGGCGACGAUGUCGUUUUCGGAUCCAGGAGCCACGUCAUCACGUCGGACGCCAUUGGGUCGGAGCAAGUCGUUAUUGGCAACGGGUCGAUGAUUGCGGAUCGCGUCACCCUCAUGGCAGGCGUCACCAUCGGAGACGGAACCACCAUGGGCUCCGGCGCUCUCACGAAGCGCAACAAGCGGUACGCCGCAGGGGGCACAUACGUAGGAUCCAAGAAUAGGGAUGCGGUGUGCCUCACCCUGACCCGGCAGAACUCGAUGGCCGAUCUCCUCAAAUCUAGCGGCACCUCGACGCCGACUAGCGGAAACAGCUCGGCCACGACUAGCGGCCUUUACCUCAACAAGGCUCCCUAUCGCGUCAUCGGGCCGCUGGCCAUCUUCUUCUACUCCAGCUUCCUCACCGUCGCCACACGUUUCUACUGGAACGUCCCUAGCAUCUCGUCCAUCCAGCUCGUCAACGUCCUCAUGCGCGAGGCACCCCACGUUAGCGGCAUCGAGACCAAGUUUCACUGGUCGGACCCCUUCAUCCUCCUGGGGUGGACCACGGCCUUCAUUGCCGUCCUUACGACGAUCCAGGCCUUGAUCGCACUCGCCAUCGUCAUUGCGAGUAAGUGGAUUCUCCUCGGUCGACGACAGCCCGGCAACUAUGACUGGGACAAGAGUUCAUACUGCCAGCGGUGGCAACUGUUCCUAGCCAUUGAGCGGCUGCGGCGCACCUGCUACCGAGGGUCGGGUAUCCUGGGUAUGCUGACAGGCACGCACUGGAUCGUCCUCUACUUCCGAGCCCUGGGGGCCAAGAUUGGCAAGGACUGCGCCCUCUUUGCCAACGGCAGCCCGAGCCUGUACUUUACGGAACCUGACCUCAUCACCUUGGGAGACCGUGUGGUGGUCGACGACGCCAGCAUCGUCGGGCACAUCAACACGCGUGGCCGCUUUGACCUCAACCGACUGUCUGUCGGUAACCGGUGCGUUCUGCGAAGCGGCAGCCGUCUGCUCUCUGGCGCGCAGAUGCUCGACGACUCGUGCCUCAUGGAGCAUACCCUUGUCAUGGGUGGGGAUGUCGUCACCGAAGGGGAGACGCUGCAAGGGUGGCCGGCUGAGGUGUUUAACGGCAGGCGCGUCAAGAACUUUUCGUAG
This is a messenger RNA of Parascedosporium putredinis, 4728 nucleotides long. The record is from the annotation of a GenBank genome assembly. Lineage: Eukaryota; Fungi; Ascomycota; Sordariomycetes; Microascales; Microascaceae.